AUGCCUCCGUCUCCUUUAGACGAUAGGGUAGUAGUGGCACUGUCCAGGCCCGUCCGGCCUCAGGAUCUCAAUCUCUGUCUAGACGCUAGCUACCUUGGCCCCGCCGCCCCGGGCGGCCACAGCCACCACCCUCCCGUCAUCGCCGCCACCGCCACCGCCACCGCCACCGCCACCGCCACCGUCGUGUCCCUCAAGGCUGCGAACCUGACGUAUAUGCCCUCAUCCAGCGGCUCUGCCCGCUCCCUCAAUUGUGGAUGCAGCAGUGCCAGCUGCUGCACUGUGGCAGCCUACGACAAGGACACUCAGGCCCCAGCCCACGCCGCCAUCGCUGCCGGCCCUGCCGUGGUCGGCACCUCCAGCGCCUGCCCGGCCACCCAGAUGGUCAACAACAAUGAGAACGCAGGCCCUCUGAGUCCGGCGGGCGGGGUGGUGGGCAGCCCCGCGGCGGGGACCCCCAAGCAGCUGGCCAGCAUCAAGAUCAUCUACCCCAACGACCUGGCCAAGAAGAUGACCAAGGGCAGCAAGAGCCACCUGGCCAGCCAGGGCCCCGUCAUCAUCGACUGCAGGCCCUUCAUGGAGUACAACAAGAGCCACAUCCAGGGAGCCGUCCACAUCAACUGCGCCGACAAGAUCAGCCGGCGGAGGCUCCAGCAGGGCAAGAUCACCGUGCUGGACUUGAUUUCCUGCAGGGAAGGCAAGGACUCUUUCAAGAGGAUCUUCUCCAAAGAGAUCAUCGUUUACGACGAGAACACCAACGAGCCGAGCCGGGUGAUGCCGUCCCAGCCCCUCCACAUCGUCCUCGAGUCGCUGAAGAGAGAAGGCAAAGAGCCUCUGGUGUUGAAAGGUGGCCUCAGCAGCUUUAAGCAGAACCAUGAAAACCUCUGUGACAACUCCCUCCAGCUCCAAGAGUGCCGGGAGGCGGGGGGCGGCGCGUCCGCGGCCUCGGUGCUACCUCAGUGCAUCCCCACCACGCCCGACAUCGAGAACGCCGAGCUGACGCCCAUCCUGCCCUUCCUCUUCCUCGGCAACGAGCAGGACGCCCAGGACCUGGACGCCAUGCAGCGGCUCAACAUCGGCUACAUCAUCAACGUCACCACGCACCUGCCCCUCUACCACUACGAGAAAGGCCUUUUCAACUACAAGCGGCUGCCGGCCACCGACAGCAACAAGCAGAACCUGCGGCAGUACUUUGAAGAGGCCUUCGAGUUCAUUGAGGAAGCUCACCAGUGCGGAAAGGGACUCCUGAUCCACUGCCAAGCCGGGGUGUCCCGCUCGGCCACCAUCGUCAUCGCCUACUUGAUGAAGCACACACGGAUGACCAUGACUGAUGCUUAUAAGUUCGUCAAGGGCAAACGACCAAUCAUCUCCCCAAACCUCAACUUCAUGGGGCAGCUGCUGGAGUUUGAGGAAGACCUGAACAACGGGGUGACACCGCGAAUCCUUACACCAAAGCUGAUGGGCGUGGAGACGGUGGUGUGA
Molecule: messenger RNA, 1479 nt
Organism: Pipistrellus nathusii (Nathusius's pipistrelle)
Lineage: Eukaryota; Metazoa; Chordata; Mammalia; Chiroptera; Vespertilionidae
Source: the annotation of a GenBank genome assembly